AUGGCAGGUUUUUUCAACCGAUUGGGACAACUUGGUCUAGGAAUUGCCCUUACUGUUGACGGAGGACACCGUGCAGUAAUCUUCGAUAGAUUCGCUGGAAUAAAAAACCUGGUAGUAGGCGAGGGUACUCAUUUCUACAUUCCCUGGAUCCAGAAGCCAAUAAUAUUCGACAUUCGAUCUCGACCAAGGAACGUACCCGUAGUAACUGGAAGUAAGGAUCUCCAGAACGUCAAUAUCACACUUCGUAUCCUCUUCAGACCGAAACCCGACCAGUUGCCAAAAAUUUACACCAUCCUUGGCGUGGAUUACGACGAGCGUGUGUUACCUUCAAUCACCACAGAAGUUCUGAAGGCAGUCGUCGCGCAGUUUGACGCUGGUGAAUUGAUCACACAGCGAGAGUUGGUGUCGCAGAAAGUCAGCGAAGACUUGACCGAACGUGCCUCGCAAUUCGGUGUCAUUCUUGAUGACAUAUCUAUUACACACUUGACAUUCGGCAAAGAGUUCACUCAAGCCGUUGAAUUGAAACAAGUCGCCCAGCAAGAGGCUGAGAAAGCAAGAUUCUUGGUAGAGAGAGCCGAGCAACAAAAGAAAGCAGCUAUUAUCAGUGCUGAAGGUGACGCGCAAGCUGCCAGCUUAAUCGCUAAGUCUCUCACUGAAGCCGGUGACGGUCUAGUUGAGCUGAGAAGAAUCGAGGCUGCUGAAGACAUCGCUUAUCAGCUAUCACGCUCACGGCAAAUAUCCUACUUACCUUCUGGCCCUGGCAUCCUGCUCAACCUUCCUCAAUAA
Messenger RNA from Cotesia congregata, 786 nucleotides. Lineage: Eukaryota; Metazoa; Arthropoda; Insecta; Hymenoptera; Braconidae. The record is from the annotation of a GenBank genome assembly.